UUAAAACACGGCGAUGCCUUUAACCCUUUGGAAGGACUGGCACGCGGUCCGGCAGCGACAAGCCAGCACGGCCCACCUCCCCGACGCCGACCGACCCCACGCCGCCACCCUCCCGCCGCGCCGCGGUUCGAACGCGAGGGGCGUGGCCGGACGGAACCCCAAACCCGGCGACCUCUAGACGUCGCGACAUUUGAUAGGCGACUUCGGCUUUUGCGCUCCGGAAGUGGAAGUGGAGUAGUGAGGGAUCCCUGCGCGUUUGGUUACCUUGGAGAGCCGUUUUGGGUGCUGCUGUGUGGACGACCGAGGCCCCUCCAGGACGUCCCGCGGAAGGAUCUUAAAAAUUGUACAGAAUUUCAAGAUGAGCGAUACUUCUGAAGAGAUUCCAAAUUUUGAAGAGAUGUUUGCAAACAGAUUCACACAAGACGACAAAGAGUACCAGGAAUACUUGAAACGGCCCCCCGAGUCCCCUCCAAUUGUUGAGGAGUGGAAUAGCAGAGGUGGCGGUAACCAGAGAAAUAGAGGCAACUGGCUGCAAGAUAACAGACAGUUUAGAGGUCGCGAUAACAGGCGAGGAUGGCCAAGUGACAAUCGAUCAAAUCAGUGGCACGGACGGUCAUGGGGUAACAACUACCCACAGCAGAGACAAGAGCCUUACUACCAUCAACAGUACGGACAGUAUGGCCCCAACCAGCGGCCUCCAUAUGGUUACUACUGACAGAAACGAUGAGGCUUUAACAAAAGGCCAUUCAUUUUGAUAAUGUGCUAAAUGUUCGUUUGUCUUCUUUUGGUCAUAGUUUUUCAUUCUGUUUUACCGAAUGGGUUGUUAAUUGUUUAGAACUUGAGACUUGAAAAUAAUUUGAUCUUGCUAGAGGUGUGACAAUUGAUGGGAAUAAAGUGGAUUAUAUUGUUUGGCUUUAUCUUAAAUACUGUUUUAUGAUUUGAUAGUGUUUUGAGUUUGGUAUGUUUUCCUUAUUUGAUCUCUAGGAGUUCUAUCUUUAACACAUAAAUUUUAAAUAGGAAAUGCUGGCUAUUACUUUAUAGAAGAGUUCCAGAUGAGCUCACCUUGGACGUUUCUUAGAGUGAGGACAGUCAGUCUGUGAAAAACACCUGUGAUUAUUUAUCGUGUAUUGUACAUAGUAGCAGCAAUUGAGAGGUAAAUAAACGUGAAUCCGCUCCUGAA
Microtus ochrogaster (prairie vole) is the source of this 1180-nucleotide messenger RNA. RefSeq names its product RNA guanine-7 methyltransferase activating subunit (gene Ramac). The record is from RefSeq and is a predicted model, not a curated record. Gene Ontology annotation, cellular component: mRNA capping enzyme complex. Gene Ontology annotation, biological process: RNA 5'-cap (guanine-N7)-methylation. Gene Ontology annotation, molecular function: RNA binding. Lineage: Eukaryota; Metazoa; Chordata; Mammalia; Rodentia; Cricetidae.